CCCCGGGAGCUGCCACCCACCACCACCACGCUGGACCUCAGCCACAAUGCCCUCACCCAGCUCCAGGACCGCUGGCUGGCCGCCCUCCCGCACCUGGAGGCUCUCCACAUCAGCCACAACCAGAUUAAGGAGCUUUCUCCACAGGCUUUCCACAAUGCCUCUUACCUGCGCCACCUCGACAUGUCCUCCAACCACCUGCGCGCCGUCGAGAGGCACUACUUCGACGCGCUGGUCAGCUUGGAGGAGCUGCUGCUCUACAACAACCGGAUCGCGCGGGUGGAUGAGAACGCCUUCACCAAGCUGAGCGGGCUUCGGAAAGUCUACCUGAGCUGGAACAACCUCACCUCCUUCCCCUUCCACGCGGUGCAGGGGCUGGGCGGCUACAGCCUGCGCACUCUGGACCUCUCCUCCAACAGCCUGCACAGCAUCCCCGUGGAGGAGCUGGCGGCUCUGCCCGAAAACGUCCGCAACGGUUUGUACCUGCACAACAACCCUGUGAAGUGCAGCUGCCCACUCUACCUGAUGCUCCAGCACUGGAAGCAGCAAGGUUUCAGCUCUGUGAGGGAUUUCUUCGAGGAACACACCUGCAAAGUGUCCGACAACGUGCCCCGGUCCCUGAUCAAGUUCCUCAAAUACAGCCACAUGUUCGAGAACUGCUCUGCGGGCCCCGAAGCCCCGCAUCCCGUGUCCUUCCGCGCCAUGGUGGGCCAGACCCUCCUGCUCGCUUGCAACGGCAGGGCGCCGGCCGGCGCCACCACGUACAUGUGGAUCUCCCCCCACCACGAGCCCAUCAAACACCCAGGCAACAGCAACCGCUCCCUGGAGGUGUACCGCAACGGCAGCCUGCGCAUCGCCGCAGCCAAGCCCUGGCACUCGGGGGUCUACGUGGGCUUGGCCAUCAACAGCCCCCACAAUUUCAGCCGGCUGUGCGAAGUCAACGUGACGGUCCAGUACCCCAAGCUGGACGGGGAGACCUUCAACACCGGGUUCACGACGCUGCUGGGGUGCAUCGUGAGCCUGCUGCUCGUCCUCGUGUACCUGUACCUGACACCCUGCCGCUGCCUGAGCUGCUGCAAGAAGCCGGCUCCUCUCAGCCCCCGGCAGGAGUGCAGCGCCCAGUCCUCCAUCCUCAGCACCACCCCCCCGGCCACCGACGCGCCCAACCGCAAGGUCAGCGCCAACAAGCACGUCGUCUUCCUCGAGCCCGUCAGGGAGACACAGAACGGCAAGAUCCGCCUGGCCCUCGGCGAGGAGUUCCCUGACACCAAGCACCCCAAGGUCCUGCAGCUCAAGUCGGACUCGGAGUCCAUCAGCUCCGUCUUUUCGGACACCCCCAUCGUGUCAUAG
Pterocles gutturalis (yellow-throated sandgrouse) is the source of this 1347-nucleotide messenger RNA. RefSeq names its product adhesion molecule with Ig-like domain 3 (gene AMIGO3). NCBI's taxonomy places the organism in Eukaryota, Metazoa, Chordata, Aves, Pterocliformes, Pteroclidae. The record is from RefSeq and is a predicted model, not a curated record. Gene Ontology annotation, biological process: brain development. Gene Ontology annotation, molecular function: protein binding.